Messenger RNA from Nannospalax galili (Upper Galilee mountains blind mole rat), 9598 nucleotides. RefSeq names its product CDC42 binding protein kinase alpha (gene Cdc42bpa). Gene Ontology annotation, biological process: peptidyl-threonine phosphorylation; actomyosin structure organization. Lineage: Eukaryota; Metazoa; Chordata; Mammalia; Rodentia; Spalacidae. The coding region runs from base 444 to 5876 and encodes 1810 amino acids. The transcript is spliced from 39 exons. Gene Ontology annotation, cellular component: cytoplasm; cytoskeleton; actomyosin. Gene Ontology annotation, molecular function: ATP binding; protein serine/threonine kinase activity. The record is from RefSeq and is a predicted model, not a curated record.
GGGAAGUGAAUUGCUGAUGCAAAGGGGACUUGAUUCAUUAAUGAUGCAACCGGAUUCGUUUCAGGAUUAUGUUGCACCAACUGAAUUUUGAAUGAAGGGAUUUUUUUUUUUUGAAAGAAGUGUUGACUCUUUAACUCGUUGUACUUUUAAUUGUUAUUUUAUUUAAAUAUACGAAUUAAUUGUAUUCUUUUAAAAAUAUUAAAUAUAUAUUUUAUGGAAACUUACCAUCAAAGUAUAUGUGUAUGGGUGAAAUUGAAGACGCUUCCGUUAAGUGAGGUUACUGGCGUGUUGGGUGUUUAAUUCAGCACCGGCAUUGCAUGACAGUUGUUGGAAUAACAAGUGGUUUAUUUUUAAAACCACACCUUGACAGAUUUAGGUUCAAAUAGUAACAGUAAAAAAUCGUUAUAGCAAUUAAAAGAAAACCAGCAGAAAUCGAAGUAAACAUGUCCGGAGAAGUGCGUUUGAGGCAGUUGGAGCAGUUUAUUUUGGAUGGGCCAGCCCAGACCAAUGGGCAGUGCUUCAGUGUAGAGACCUUACUGGAUAUCCUCAUCUGCCUUUAUGAUGAAUGCAAUAAUUCUCCGUUGAGAAGAGAGAAGAAUAUUCUUGAAUACCUAGAAUGGGCCAAACCAUUUACUUCUAAAGUGAAACAAAUGCGAUUACAUAGAGAAGACUUUGAAAUAUUAAAGGUGAUUGGUCGAGGAGCAUUUGGGGAGGUUGCUGUAGUUAAACUGAAAAAUGCAGAUAAAGUAUUUGCCAUGAAAAUUUUGAAUAAAUGGGAAAUGCUGAAAAGAGCUGAGACAGCAUGCUUUCGUGAAGAGAGGGAUGUGUUAGUCAAUGGAGACAGUAAAUGGAUAACAACCCUGCACUAUGCUUUCCAGGAUGACAAUAACUUAUACCUGGUUAUGGAUUAUUAUGUUGGUGGGGAUUUGCUUACUCUGCUCAGCAAAUUUGAAGAUAGAUUGCCUGAAGAUAUGGCUCGAUUUUACUUGGCUGAGAUGGUGAUAGCAAUUGACUCAGUUCAUCAGCUCCAUUAUGUACACAGAGAUAUUAAACCUGACAAUAUAUUGAUGGAUAUGAAUGGACAUAUUCGUCUAGCAGAUUUUGGGUCUUGUCUGAAGCUGAUGGAAGAUGGAACGGUCCAAUCCUCAGUGGCAGUUGGGACUCCAGAUUAUAUUUCUCCUGAAAUCCUUCAAGCUAUGGAAGAUGGAAAAGGCAGAUAUGGACCUGAGUGUGACUGGUGGUCUUUGGGGGUCUGUAUGUAUGAAAUGCUUUAUGGAGAAACACCCUUCUAUGCAGAAUCUCUGGUGGAGACAUACGGAAAAAUCAUGAAUCACAAAGAGAGGUUUCAGUUUCCAGCCCAAGUGACUGAUGUGUCCGAAAAUGCUAAGGAUCUUAUUCGAAGACUCAUUUGUAGCAGAGAACAUCGACUUGGCCAAAAUGGAAUAGAAGACUUUAAGAAACAUCCGUUUUUCAGUGGAAUCGACUGGGAAAACAUUAGAAACUGUGAAGCGCCAUAUGUCCCAGAAGUUAGUAGCCCAACAGAUACAUCAAAUUUUGAUGUGGAUGAUGACUGUUUAAAAAAUUCUGAAACAAUGCCCCCACCAACACAUACUGCAUUUUCUGGCCAUCAUCUACCAUUUGUUGGUUUUACAUAUACUAGUAGCUGUGUUCUUUCUGAUCGAAGCUGUUUAAGAGUCACAGCUGGUCCCACCUCACUAGAUCUUGAUGUAAAUGUCCAGAGGACUCUAGAUAACAACUUAGCAACUGAAGCUUAUGAAAGAAGAAUUAAGCGUCUGGAACAGGAAAAACUUGAGCUUAGUAGAAAACUUCAAGAGUCAACACAGACUGUUCAAGCUCUGCAGUAUUCAUCUAUCGAUGGUCCACUAACAGCAAGCAAAGAUUUAGAAAUAAAAAACCUGAAAGAGGAGAUUGAAAAACUAAGGAAACAAGCAGCAGAAUCUAGUCAUUUGGAACGGCAGCUUGAAGAAGCUAAUUCUGUGAGACGAGAGCUAGAUGAUGCUGCUAGGCAAAUCAAGGCUUAUGAAAAGCAAAUGAAAACUCUGCAGCAAGAACGAGAAGAGCUAAAUAAGGAACUAGUCCAGGCUAGUGAGCGAUUAAAAAACCAAUCCAAAGAGCUGAAAGACGCACACUGUCAGAGGAAACUGGCCAUGCAGGAAUUCAUGGAGAUCAAUGAGCGACUAACAGAAUUGCACACCCAAAAACAGAAACUUGCUCGCCAUGUCCGAGAUAAGGAAGAAGAGGUGGACCUGGUGAUGCAAAAAGUUGAAAGCUUAAGGCAAGAGCUGCGCAGAACAGAAAGAGCCAAAAAAGAGCUGGAAGUUCACACUGAAGCUCUAGUUGCUGAAGCAUCAAAGGACAGAAAACUGCGUGAGCAGAGUGAGCAUUAUUCUAAACAACUGGAAAAUGAACUGGAAGGACUGAAGCAAAAACAAAUUAGCUACUCACCAGGAGUAUGCAGCAUAGAGCAUCAGCAAGAGAUAACCAAACUGAAAACUGACUUGGAAAAGAAAAGUAUCUUUUAUGAAGAAGAAAUAUCUAAAAGAGAAGGAAUACAUGCAAAUGAGAUUAAAAAUCUGAAGAAGGAACUGCAUGAUUCAGAAGGCCAGCAACUUGCUCUCAACAAAGAAAUUAUGGUUUUAAAAGACAAAUUGGAAAAAACCAGAAGAGAAAGUCAAAGCGAAAGAGAAGAAUUUGAAAAUGAGUUCAAACAACAAUAUGAACGAGAAAAAGUAUUAUUAACUGAAGAAAAUAAAAAGUUAACUAGUGAACUUGAUAAGCUCACUGCUUUGUAUGAGAACAUAAGUUUGCGCAACCAGCACUUAGAAGAAGAGGUCAAAGAUCUAGCAGAGAAGAAAGAAUCGGUUGCACACUGGGAAGCCCAAAUCACAGAAAUAAUUCAGUGGGUGAGUGAUGAAAAGGAUGCACGAGGGUAUCUUCAGGCCUUAGCUUCUAAAAUGACGGAAGAAUUGGAGGCAUUAAGAAAUUCCAGCUUGGGGACACGAGCCACAGAUAUGCCCUGGAAAAUGCGUCGUUUUGCAAAACUGGAUAUGUCAGCUAGGCUAGAGUUGCAGUCAGCUCUGGAUGCAGAAAUAAGAGCCAAACAGGCCAUUCAGGAAGAGCUGAAUAAAGUUAAAGCUUCUAGUAUCAUCACAGAAUGUAAACUAAAAGAUUCUGAGAAGAAGAACUUGGAUCUACUAUCAGAAAUUGAGCAACUGAUAAAGGACACUGAAGAGCUUAGAUCUGAAAAGGGUAUAGCGCACCAAGACUCACAGCACUCUUUCUUGGCAUUUUUGAAUGCGCCUACCGAUGCUCUGGAUCAAUUUGAAGAUUCCUUUUCUUCUUCCUCAUCCUCACUGAUUGAUUUUUUGGAUGACCACUCCCCGUCCUGUACUCCAGCUAGCAAAGGCAGACGUGUUGCAGACUGUGCUCCACUUCCAGUUCACACGCCAACCUUAAGGAAAAAGGGAUGCCCUGGUUCAACUGGCUUUCCACCUAAGCGCAAGACUCACCAGUUUUUCGUAAAAUCUUUUACAACUCCUACAAAAUGCCAUCAGUGCACCUCUUUGAUGGUUGGUCUGAUAAGACAGGGCUGUUCCUGUGAAGUGUGUGGAUUCUCGUGUCAUAUAACUUGUGUGAACAAAGCUCCAACUGCCUGUCCAAUUCCUCCUGAGCAGACAAAAGGUCCACUUGGGAUAGAUCCACAAAAAGGAACAGGAACAGCAUAUGAAGGUCAUGUCAGGAUCCCUAAGCCAGCCGGAGUGAAGAAAGGGUGGCAGAGAGCGCUGGCUGUCGUGUGUGACUUCAAGCUCUUUCUCUACGAUGUUGCUGAAGGAAAGGCAUCCCAGCCCAGCUCUGUCAUUAGUCAAGUGAUUGACAUGAGAGAUGAAGAAUUUUCUGUGAGUUCAGUCUUGGCUUCUGAUGUUAUUCAUGCAAGUCGAAAAGAUAUUCCCUGUAUAUUUAGAGUCACAGCUUCCCAGCUCUCAGCACCUAGUAACAAAUGCUCAGUCCUGCUGCUGGCAGACAGUGAGAGUGAGAAGAGUAAGUGGGUGGGAGUGCUGAGUGAGCUCCACAAGAUUCUGAAGAAAAACAAAUUCAGAGACCGCUCAGUGUAUGUUCCCAAAGAGGCCUAUGACAGCACUCUACCCCUCAUUAAAACAACACAGGCAGCCGCAAUCAUAGAUCAUGAAAGGAUAGCUUUGGGAAAUGAAGAAGGAUUAUUUGUUCUGCAUGUCACUAAAGAUGAAAUUAUUAGAGUUGGUGACAGUAAGAAGAUCCAUCAGAUUGAACUCAUUCCAAGUGACCAGCUUAUGGCUGUGAUUUCAGGAAGAAAUCGUCAUGUGCGACUUUUUCCAAUGUCAGCUUUGGAUGGGCGAGAGACAGAUUUUUACAAGCUGGCAGAAACUAAAGGGUGCCAAACCAUAACUGCUGGGAAAGUGCGCCAUGGAGCUCUGACCUGCCUGUGUGUGGCUAUGAAAAGACAGGUCCUCUGUUACGAACUGCUUCAAAGCAAGACCCGUCACAGGAAAUUUAAGGAAAUUCAAGUUCCAUAUACUGUCCAGUGGAUGGCCAUCUUCAGUGAACAACUCUGUGUGGGAUUCCAGUCGGGAUUUCUCAGAUACCCCUUGAAUGGAGAAGGAAGUCCAUGCAAUAUGCUCCAUUCAAAUGACCACACUCUGUCAUUCAUUGUGCAUCAGCCAAUGGAUGCUAUCUGUGCAGUUGAGAUCUCCAGUAAAGAAUAUCUGCUGUGUUUUAACAGCAUUGGGAUAUACACGGACUGCCAGGGCCGAAGAUCUAGACAGCAGGAAUUGAUGUGGCCAGCAAAUCCUUCCUCUUGCUGUUACAAUGCACCUUAUCUCUCAGUUUAUAGUGAAAAUGCAGUUGAUAUCUUUGAUGUAAACUCCAUGGAAUGGAUACAGACUCUUCCUCUCAAAAAGGUUCGACCAUUAAACACUGAGGGAUCAUUAAAUCUUUUAGGAUUGGAGACCAUCAGAUUAAUAUAUUUCAAAAAUAAGAUGGCAGAAGGGGACGAACUCGUAGUUCCUGAAACAUCAGAUAAUAGUCGGAAGCAAAUGGUUAGAAAUCUCAACAAUAAGCGGCGUUACUCCUUCAGAGUCCCAGAGGAGGAGAGGAUGCAGCAGAGGAGGGAGAUGCUACGAGAUCCAGAAAUGAGAAAUAAAUUAAUUUCUAACCCAACUAAUUUUAACCACAUAGCACACAUGGGUCCUGGAGAUGGAAUACAGAUCCUAAGAGACCUUCCCAUGCCAGGUUUCCCUUAUCCAUCCCCUCAUCACUGCUCCAGCCUGAUCUCCUCUCCGAGCAACUUUGAGCACAUCUAUCACAUGACUGUUAAUUCUGCUGAAAAGUUUCUCUCUCCUGAUUGCAUAAGCCCUGAGUAUUCCCCGUCCCUGCGCUCUGCCCCUGGUACACCACGCUCGGUGCCUCUGAGGAACCCACGGCCUCAGGAAAGUCGGACAGUAUUCAGCGGCUCCGUCAGUAUUCCCUCCAUCACCAAGUCCCGCCCUGAGCCAGGCCGCUCCAUGAGUGCCAGCAGUGGCCUGUCUGCACGGUCCUCCGCUCAGAAUGGCAGUGCACUGAAGAGGGAAUUCUCUGGAGGAAGCUACAAUACAAAGCGACAGCCCAUGCCUUCCCCUUCAGAGGGCUCUCUGUCAUCCGGAGGCAUGGACCAAGGAAGUGACGCCCCUGCGAGGGACUAUGACGGAGAGGAUUCUGAUUCGCCAAGGCAUUCCACAGCUUCCAACAGUUCCAACCUGAGCAGCCCCCCGAGCCCGGUUUCACCCCGAAAGACCAAGAGCCUCUCCCUGGAGAGCACGGACCGAGGGAGCUGGGACCAGUGAGCCCAGGGCCGCCCGGGACGGGCGCGGCCACAGGCAGGGACUCUGCACCCCCACAAUGCACCUGGCAGCAGUGUCGCCUUCCUACAGUCCAGGUGACCAGUCCUCCCGACUGCAGCCGGGCCGCUGCACCCUCCCCACAGGUAGCUUUGUAGACAGACUGUGCAGACGCAGCACUAAGAGUAGACUCAUAGCCCUCACGUAGCCCCAGCAGCCUCCUUGAGCGUCUGCUGACUAUUGCCAGGAAAUCCUCAUGAGUUAAAACUACAUAUUUUACUACAAUACAGAGUUUAAAUACGUAAAUGUAGAAGUUAAAUACUGAAUGUAUAUAGUCAAAGAAGCAUCUUGUAUUCAGUGAAAGAUGAUUGCAUAUAUAAGAAAGAUCGUUUAAUUUAAAGAAUGUGUUGUUUUCUGUCUGUGUCCCAGCUGUCAUGUACAGGGUAAAAAGGCCUCCAGUAGCAUUUGAAAAGAGAGCAGAAGUCAGGUCCCAGUGGUGGGUGCCACCAUCACCUGGAGAGCUGUAAGGAACUUGUGGAGCCUGGUGCCAUCAGUGGGGUGCGCCCUGGACACCAGAGUUAGCAUCACGGCUGCUCCAGCCUCAUCAGAGGCAACAGGCUUCCACACCACCUCCUCUAGUGGUAGAAUUUGAACAUACCUCCUUCCCAUUUGGUAUCUCACACAGGUGAAUGUGAAGGUACAGGUCUAACACCUUCUGACCUUUUCCAUUAGAAAGGACACAAGAAUCACAGCUUCUGAAGAUCAUGAAAUGGUUCACGAAACUGCUUUUUUGCCCCUUCUUGACCAAAUCCUAUCCCUCCCUAGAUUGCAGGUGGGUGUCUGAGCAUAGCCUCUAGAGGAGACUGGUUUGAUUAAGGGUGGGUGUGCGCUUCCUCACAGGAGUCUUGGCUGGGAAGGCAUUUCAUUACUAAAUCAUAAAAACCACAAAAAAACAUGGGCUUGAGCAGCCUUGACCAAAUGUUCCCUCCGUCCUGUGGGAGGGGCUAGAGGAGCCCAAUGCAUAGGUGGGAGGGGAGCCCUAGAGAAAGACAACCCCCCCACCAGUCCCUAGCCCCACCCACCCUGUGGCUCCUAGGGUCAGCUUCCCCUCCUAACCUCUGCUGCACUUCCCCCGGGAAGCAAGGUGUAGAACCAGAGCUUAUUCCCACGUGUCCCUCCAGCUAAGAACACAAGAGAAAAAGGUAGACACGAAAUACCCUGUAUAAAUAAUCUUCCACUUUUACUUUUCACAAAAAGUAGCAAUUUUCUCCCCUGUUUAAACCAUACUUAAAAUGGAAUUAAGCAGUUACCCACCUCACUGACACCUGGCACAGCAAGCCACUUGGCGGGCUGGACUCCCCAGGUGUACUGCCUUAUGAAAGAGGUUGCAGAAUUCAGGGAUAGAAGACUGCAAAGAAAACCCCUCUGAUAGGAGUUUUAAAAGAACAGCUUUGACACGGAACAUUCUGAAUGUGCCACCAGCUCAGAUAUGAGUACGUUUUAAUUUGGACGGGCACUGUGCAACUCUCAUCUCCCAGACACUUUUGCUUUUGGAAAAGAAGUGUCAUCACUUUGUACAUCGGAAUAUCAAGGGUCAGACUUUGAAUUUGGUCAUUGCUGUAUCUGCUUGAACUUGGCAUGAAAGAAUGGGCUCAGCAAGACAAGUGCCUGUCUGGCUCCCCUCCUGUCCUUUUCCCUCAGCCCCACACCCUUCCCUCUCUCCCCUCUUCCCAGGCAGAAAGCUGACCAGGCUGAGACUGACUGGACUCUGCACUGAGCCACUAGUUUGUUGCUUUGACAACUAAUUGUGAAUUUUGUUGCCUACAGGUGAAUGUUUGUAAAAGGACCCUUUUAGAAUCACAGUCUAAACCUACCUAAAGUUCAGCUCCCUGCAGUGAGCCCUGCUGUCCAUAAGGGCUCCUGGAGCUCUUGGUGAGUUUUCCACCGCAGCCACAGAUCCAGGCAUUCUUACAGCUGUCCCCCACCCAAAGUAUGUUAGACACCAGCAGCACUGGGAUGGAACCACAGGGGAGGAGUACUGGGGAGAAUUCUCCUGAGAUAAUGACUGUCUCACUGGACUCAUCCCAGCCUUAUAUGAAGUAUGUUCCUGCCAGAAGCUUUGGAGGGUGAUGGGGGAAGAUGGGCAGCAGGUUUCCGGAGACAGAAACAGAUCCCUCAAGGUGGUCAGUAACAAAGAUCACAGAAAGGUUAUUUAGCUGUCUGAAAUCAUUUUUUCCCCUCCCAUGCAGGAUUUUUUUUUAAUGUGUGUGGCAACAGAAACUAAUUUCUUACUAGGAAGAAAAAAUGCACUUCAGAGGCAUUUCUGGCAUAGUGUCUGUUGGUUCGCUCUUGGUGCUACAGGCCCAGCCCGUUUGUUAUUUACCCUUCAAUUCUGGCUAAUCUGUUGUGUGUUUUUUGGGUGUACAAAAUAUACAUAUUUCUUUUUGCCAAAAACAAAAGCCUUCCUACUUGUCAAAUGAUUGCUAAAGCAGAUUCUACUUUGUUAGUUAUUAAUACACACACACACACACACACACACACACACACACACACACUCUCUCACACACACACACUCCCUACAUUUAGACAUUUGCAUUCUUCUUUCCCAAGGAGCACAGCUUUAAGACUGGGAUACAACUACAAAUGACCCGUCUGUUUGUCUUUCCAACCAGUUCCUGUAGCCAAGCAUCAGGGGAGUAUCUGAAAUUCCUGUCGUGUUUACAGCAACAGUAUGUCAUUCCCACUGGCUCUCAGCCUCUCCGUCCAUACAUUAGAAUUAUGUCAUUUUGUUACUUCAUGACCAUAUCUCUUCUGAGAAAGACCAGCUUAUGUGGAAUCUCAGGUAUCAAAGGAAAGCCAGAGUCGGGGGCACAGACAUCCACUCCCAGAUGCAGCAGGCCAUGCACCAGCCUUGGCAGUGACAUUGAAUUCUCCCCACUUGGGGGCCUGAGUGAGUCCCCCACCCUUUCGCACAGGGGUACUCAGAUCAGCUGACAUUCCUGCUGCAGGUUUGCUAUGGGCCAAGUCCCCUGGGUAUGACAGGGAAUUAAUUGGGACUUCCCACUCCACCUAGCCUUUGCCCUGCCCCUGCCAACCCUGUCAGGCUGCAUGGCAUCUCACUGCACCCUCUUGAGCAGCUCAUUCCUUGUUAAAACCUUCAUUCUUCUCAAGUCCAGAGCUCUCUGUGGAGCCCUGCUGGGUAAGGAGAGCCCUGCUCUGGUAUGUCUCCUGCAGCUCUGGCAGCACUCUGGCGCGUUCUCCCUUCCCAGGGACAAGUUUUACACAGGGCAAGGCUGCAGUCAUGGGAAACGGACCACCGUGUCAGCCUCAAUGUCUCUGAAAACAAAAUGACCUUUUUAUUUGCUAUCAUUUAUUUUAUAAAUUUCUAGGGUUUUUUUUCUCGUUGUAAUAUUACUGUACAGUUUUGCAUGGCCUAGGUGUAAUCAUUUUUGUUUAGCGUAUAACACCAACCAGUGUGUGUGUGUGGAAGGGGUGGAUACUGCUUUGGCCGCCUGUCACUCAUUUGGUUUUAUGCCCUCGAUGUCUUAGGGAGCUUCCUGAGAGAUUAUCUAGUACCAAACUAUAAUGUGGAUUUUUUUGCACAGAAAUGUUUAAAGUGGGAUAGUCAAAAAUGUAACAAAGGAUUCCUCACCAAUAUUUUAUGUUGGUAUCACCUAAUUAACCAGACUUUGAUGUACUGCAAUAAAAUAAGGAACUGUUAGAAUUGA